AUGCUACGCCCCGACAUCACACUCCCUACAAAAGCGUGCCACAACUGCAGGAAGCGCCGCUGGAAAUGCGAUCGGUCGCUACCGGUCUGUCACAAAUGUCUGUCCUCCAAUUCCGAAUGUCUUGGCUACGGCAAGCUGUUCGUGUGGAAUCAAGGGGUGGCCAGCCGCGGCAAGAUGAUGGGAAAGACUUAUGAAGAGCAGCAGCCCAGGUCCAGAAAAGGAAGCGCGUCCGCAAAACAUGCAAUCACGGCAGGAAAUCCAAACCCUUUGAUUCCAAUUGACUCGAAGGAGCAGCCAGAGGAUAACAUUGAUGUUGAAGAAGUGCCUAGACGAGAGCCCGAGGCAGCGGUCCACACCGCCCUGGUCGACCCUCUUUACCAAGAUCUGAGCCCAAAUUCGCGGUAUUACCUCUAUCAUUAUGUCACACAAAUAUGCAUGGACUUAGUCAUAUACGACGGUGGACCUGGGCACAAUCCAUUUCGCGAUCUCGUCCCCGCAACCAUCGCCUCACCUGCGCUGCUCCACAUCAUCCUGGCGGGCUCCGCUCAUCAUGUCUUUAACAUAUCACGGGAUCCUAUCACUCCUUCAACAUACCAGCCAGACAAGAGACCAUGUCUGGUACAAUAUUACCAAUCCGUGAGCCGAUUCGGGGGACCAAUGAAGACGUCCUACGCGGAUGCUCUGCUCGCAAAGCAGCAAGCGCUUUCGCUUAUGGCAAAAUCAGUCGCAUCGCUCACCCCAGCUAAUGCGGAUGUCAUAUUAGCUACCAUACUCAUGUUCAUCAACUAUGAUCUAAUCGAAUCCGGUCGAGACAAAUGGAGGGUUCAUGUCGAGGGUGCUCGACAGAUAAUUGAGCGCCUUGACAAGCCUCCAUAUUUGCAAAAUCCCAUGAGCAAGCUACGCCUUACUGUACUAUCAGACUUCCUUGUGUUCUUUGUGAUUGGCGCUACCUUUACUUUCUCUACUGCAAGGCUGUUAAUCCCUGAAUCCAUCGAUCUGGGGCCUAUUCUGGAAUAUGCUGAGACGAACAACUAUCUCUCGAUGCCGGGUCCAUUACUGCGCAUAAUGGUGGAAUCCUUCAAGUUGGAAGACACACGCGAGCGCACUGAGGACGAAAUCGCAGUGCACGUCCAGGACCAACUAGGUAAUCUGUUGAAAGCCGCUCUUGACUUUGACCCAGCAUCAUGGGCAUACGGUUUCGAACCCGCGACUCCCCUCGAAGACCUUGAUCAUCGCAUGCACAUAGCCGCCGCGCAUCGUGCUGCCGUUUGCAUAUACCUCGCCCGCGCUUUGCCAUACACGAACCCGCUUAUUGAUCCGGACAGCGGCUUCGCACUCGUAAGUCUCACUGGAUUAGCCGACGAAAUUCUUCAGCACGUCUCGUUCUUUAAACCUGGUGAUACGCUUUACAAAUCGAUCAGCUGGCCCUUGUUCCUUGCUGGCGCUGAAUGCGAAGGCCUCGCUCGUCGCAAGUGGAUUAUGGACAAACUGGAUGAAUUCUAUAAUCUGCUCUACUGGGGUUAUGUCCACACAGCAAAGAAGACCUUGGAAGUGAUUUGGAGUUGCAAGGACAAACAUGGCGCCACCAGUGGCUGCUGGAUCUCCGACAUCGAAGAGUUAGGAUACGAGAUCCUGAUUGCCUGA
This is a messenger RNA of Paraphaeosphaeria sporulosa, 1644 nucleotides long. RefSeq lists its product as uncharacterized. The transcript has 2 exons. The coding region runs from base 1 to 1644 and encodes 547 amino acids. Gene Ontology annotation, cellular component: nucleus. Gene Ontology annotation, biological process: positive regulation of transcription by RNA polymerase II. The record is from RefSeq and is a predicted model, not a curated record. Lineage: Eukaryota; Fungi; Ascomycota; Dothideomycetes; Pleosporales; Didymosphaeriaceae. Gene Ontology annotation, molecular function: DNA-binding transcription factor activity, RNA polymerase II-specific; transcription cis-regulatory region binding; zinc ion binding.